This is a messenger RNA of Mizuhopecten yessoensis (Yesso scallop), 1232 nucleotides long. RefSeq lists its product as uncharacterized. The record is from RefSeq and is a predicted model, not a curated record. The coding region runs from base 339 to 1220 and encodes 293 amino acids. NCBI's taxonomy places the organism in Eukaryota, Metazoa, Mollusca, Bivalvia, Pectinida, Pectinidae. The transcript has 8 exons.
AAGACUGUGAAAAAGGCCUAGGUCGGCAUUCGUUAAAAGGGACAUCCAACGUUUGAUCAGAGAGUAUGAAGAACGUGAGCCAGAAAAUGCUACCUGUCCACAGGCACCACCACAUAUUGAAGAAGAUGAGCUAAGCUCAAGUAUGGCGGUAACUGUUGUCUCAGAGGAGCCUAAAACUAAGUCUGUAGCUUCAUAGAAGAGUUUAAGUCGGCCAUCACAAAGAUCCCACUACACACAAACAAGAUCUAAAGGAAAGGAUAAAGGAUGUCAAGCAUUAGGACCAAAAACCCGAGAAAUUGGCAUCAUGUGUGAUAUAAUUCCUAGCCCGCAAAGACAGCAUGUCACCACUGUACCCCUUCCUGAUCCAAGUCCAGUUAUCAGCGAUCCAGGAUCUUUUAUAUCCGAGAACCCUGGAAGUGACUUUGAUUACCAAGUUGAGAGUGAAAUGUCCAGUGACAGUGAAGGAGAGGAUGACAGGUUUAAAGAAGAAACUGGUGGCGCUUUCAAAAGAGAGGGACUGUGCUGAAUUGCAUGGAUGGAUUAAGAGCAUCCUCAACCACCUCUACUGGGUUGCAUCAUCAACACCAGAUAGCAAUAGGGAUAUGAUGCUGCAGAAAUGGGCUAGCGUAGGAAACCACAUCCAGAAUGUUCACCAUGGUCACGGAUCACUCUUCCCAGCAUGUUCCCAUCUACCUCUGGACCCCUCUCGCAGAAACAAGAAAUGGCUGAAACCAGCAACAAAGGUUAACGAAAAGCUGGGAUUGAUCCUGUCCUCCACAUACUUAAAGAGAGACAUCCCAAUGCUCUCGAGCGGUCAGCAGACCUCGCAUCUUGAGGCCUAUCACUCUGUGAUCAAUCAUUUUGCACCAAAAAUGAUUGGCUUCUCUUACCAUGGAAUGCAGAGUCGAUUGUUGCUGGCUGCACUGCACUUCAAUGAGAAUGUGUCCAGAGAACAGGCUUCUCUUCCAAAUGGUGAAAAGAGAUUCAGAAUAACAUUCCCCAAACAGAAGAACGGUGAUUACACAGUUCGACAAGUGAGAACAGAGUGCACCUUCAAUUAUGUGGAAGAUUUGAUGAAGGCAACCAAGCAAAGGGUGAAACUUUUACAGAUUCCAAACUGCGAGGUUGUUGGAGAAUCGCCACCACCACUCUGUAUGAACUUUGUUCACCCAGAGAAGUCUGAAGCUGUUUCUGGACUGAUGUCUAGGUUUAGGCACUAGCCUACAGUUGAG